UUUACUAUUCACAGCGUGAAAAGCAAUCACUUUAAUUUAAAACUGCCUUAUCUUUUCUAUAGUAAAAUGGUGUUAAUUAAAAAGCGUAAGCGAGGAAACAAUAUUAAAACUGGAAAUGCUGGUCAUGCAAAAAAGAAGAAAAAUUCGGAAGAAACUGACUCUGAUGAAAUCUCAAGUGAAUCUGAACUGGAAGAUAAUGAUUUGAAGCCUGAGUUACCGAUAACAGAUUCUGAAGAUGAAAAUGAAACCGCUCAAGAGAAAAAGAUGCGGCUUACAAAGAAAUACCUUGAUGAGCUGCGGACUCUUCAGGAGCAGCGGGAGGAUGGAGUGGAUGCAGUUGGAACAAAACUAGAGGAGGAAGUCCUUGAUAAAGCUGGAAGAUUACAACGAAAAGUUGCCGAUAAAUUUGCGACACCAACCAGUGACGAUAUCUCAGUUUUAAAAGGCCAUCGCUUAACUGUUACCUGCAUGGCAGUUUCACAAAAUGGGGAUAUGGUUUUCACUGGGUCAAAAGACUGUUCAAUAAUUAAGUGGGGUCUCAGUACCAAAAAGAAGCUUGCAACAAUUCAAGGUGGAAAGAAACUAAAAUCCACCAGCAAACACCAUACAGGGCAUGUGCUGUGUCUGGCACUAACAAGUGAUGGUACCUACCUUGCAUCUGGUAGUAUAGAUAAACUUAUACUUAUCUGGAGUCCUGAAACAUGCAGUCACAUCCAUACAUUCGCAGGACACCGUGAUGGUGUACUUGGCUUGGCUUUUCGAACCAAUUCCCACCAAUUAUUCAGCUCAUCUCAAGAUCGAACAGUUAAAGUUUGGGACCUUGACACUAUGGGUUACGUUGAGACCUUAUAUGGACACCAGGACAGCGUUACUGCAUGUGACAGCCUCAUUAGAGAAAGAUGUGUAACUGCUGGUGGGAGAGAUGGCACGAUCAGAGUUUGGAAAAUUGUGGAAGAAUCUCAGUUGGUGUACCAUGGGCACACUGGCUCUGUGGAUUGCGUCAAGUUUAUAAAUGAAGAACACAUGAUAUCAGGAUCUGAUGAUGGAUCUAUAUGUCUUUGGGGAAGCAUGAAAAAGCGACCGCUAUUCACGAUAAAAAACGCACACAAUUUAGCCGAUUCCAGCAGACAAACGUGGAUCACUGCAGUUUGUUCAAUGAGGAAUUCUGAUCUUGUUGCUACAGGUUCUUCUGAUGGAUAUAUUAGACUGUGGAAAUGCGGGGACAGGAGUCUCUCACCUCUGUUUACUGUUCCUGUGUUAGGAUUUGUAAACGAUUUAAAUUUUGUAAAUAACGACACCCUUAUUGCUGCUGUUGGGCAGGAGCAUAAGUUGGGAAGAUGGUGGAAAUUGAAAGAAAGUAAAAAUGUAGUCAUGGUGAUAAAGCUGCCAGCUGUAAAAACUUGAACUAAUAAAGUGUGAAUUUUCAUGCUGAAUCAUUAUUCCAAAUGUGAUUUGUUUUUUCGAAUACCAUAUAAGAAUACUAUUCUGACAGUA
Ciona intestinalis (vase tunicate) is the source of this 1494-nucleotide messenger RNA. Its product is annotated as U3 small nucleolar RNA-interacting protein 2. Gene Ontology annotation, molecular function: U3 snoRNA binding; protein binding. Gene Ontology annotation, cellular component: small-subunit processome. The record is from RefSeq and is a predicted model, not a curated record. Lineage: Eukaryota; Metazoa; Chordata; Ascidiacea; Phlebobranchia; Cionidae.